GUCACCGGCCUGCGUGCCAGCACUUCUCCCUACGGGCGCCUGGGGGUGGGUCUCGAGAGCUGGGGCCAGGCCGUGCGGAAUCACGACUGCGUCCACCCUAGAGACCUGAGUCCGGGAAGGCACGGCCAGGCACUGGUGCGAAGGCCGGGCGAGGACCUAGGUGGAGCCUGGAGGAGGUGACAGAGUUUAAAGGAUGGAUGAGAGGAAGCGAAGUGGGGGAGAUCCAAGAUGAGGAGUUGGAGAAGUUCUGUUCCCGGAUCAAUAAGCUGCUGCAGAAGGAAGACUUUGGGCCUGACACUGUGGACUCCCUGCAGAGACUCUUCUUCAUCGUCUCAGCCACGAAGUAUAACCGGAGACUGGAGAAGACAUGUGUGGACCUGUUGCAGUCCACCCUGUGCCUGCCGACCUGCCCCGAGCAGCUCCAGGUUCUCUGCGCUGCCAUCCUGAGAGAGAUGUCACCCUCAGACAGCCUGACCUUGUCCUGUGACCACACCCAGAAUAACCGGCAGCUGAGCCUGGUGGCCUCUGUGCUCUUGGCCCAGGGUGACAGAAGAGAGGAGGUCAGACACGUGGGCCAGCACGUUUUCAAAGUCCUGGAGAGCCGGCAGCCUGAGGGACCCAGUCUUAGGCAUCUCCUCCCUGUCCUGUCCAAGGUCAUCAGCCUUGCCCCCAGCAGCCUGCAGGAAGACCAAACUACUCUGUUCAGCAAGAGGCUGGUGGACUGGCUCCGCUACGCCAGCAUCCAGCAAGGCCUUCCACAUGCUGGGGGCUUCUUCUCCACACCCAGAACACGGCAGCCGGGUCCUGUCACCGAGGUGGACGGGGCAGUGGCCACAGACUUCUUCACGGUGCUCUCCACAGCCCAACACUUCACGGAGGACCAGCGGCUGAACGUGCAGGCCUUCUCCAUGCUGCGGGCGUGGCUGCUGCACAGUGGCCCGGAAGGCCCGGGGACCCCAGACACAGAUGACAAAUCAGAGCUGGAGGGCUCCACCCUGUCUGUGCUCUCUGCCGCCUCCACCGCCAGCCGCCUGCUGCCUCCCCGGGAGCGACUGAGGGAGGUGGCCUUCGAGUACUGCCAGCGCCUCAUUGAGCAGAGUAACCGACGGGCCCUGAGGAAGGGGGACGCCGACCUACAGAAAGCCUGCCUGGUAGAAGCUGUGCUGGUUCUGGACGAGCUGUGCCGGCAGGAGCCCUCCUUCCUGUACCGCACCCUCUCCUGCCUGCAGGCCCUGCACGGGCGGCUGCGCGGGGACCCGGCCUACGUGCGGGCACUGCUGCCCCUCGCCCGGUUCUUCCUGAACCAUGGGGAGGCAGCUGCGGUGGACUCAGAAGCCAUCUACCAGCACCUCUUCACCAGAAUCCCCUCUGAGCUCUUCCACAACCCAAUGCUGGCCUUCGAGUUCAUCCAGUUCUGCCGGGACAACCUUCACCUGUUCAGCGGGAACCUCAGCAUCCUCAAAUUGAACUUCCCAAACCUCUUUAAGCUCCUCGCCUGGAACAGCCCCCCACUCACCUCUGAGUUCGUGGGGCUCCUCCCGGUCCUGGUUGAUGCCAGCACAGCCGUGGAGAUGCUGCACGCACUGCUGGACCUGCCCUGCCUGACUGCGGCCUUGGACCUGCAGCUUAGGUCAUUGUCGGCCCCAUCUGAGAGGCCACUCUGGGACACCUCCCUGAGGAUUCCCAGCUGCAUGGAGGCCUUCCGGGACCCACAGUUCCAGGGUCUCUUCCAGCACCUGCUGCGCACCAAGGCCAGUGGCACCUCAGAGAGGUUGACACCGCUCCACCAGCUGCUGCAGCCCAUGGCCAGCUGUGCCCGGGUGGUCCAGUGCGCUGAGGCUGUGCCCAUCCUGCUCCAGGUGUUCUUCUUGGCCGUGACCCAGUUUGCAGAUGGAGCCCUGAUCAGCCAUCUGGCACUGUUGCUCCUGGAGAGAAGUGACUCACUUUACCAGGUCCCAGGGUAUGAAGCCAGCAUGCACAGGGUGCUGAGCUCCCAGUUCCUGGCCUUGUGUAAGCUGAAGCCCUCCCUUGUGGUCGAACUGGCGAAAGACCUCCUAGAGUUCGUGGGAAGCGUGAGUGAUGUCCACAGAAGGGCAAGCAUGGUCACCAGCGUGGUGUGGGCCAUCGGCGAAUACCUGGCAGUGAGCUACGACAGGAGGUGCACUGCGGAGCAGAUCAACAAGUUCUUCGAAGCCCUGGAGGCCUUACUCUUUGAGAUCACCCAGUGCCGCCCCUCGGCUACCCUGCCCAAGUGUCCCUCUCAGGUCAUCACUGUGCUUAUGACCACGCUGACCAAGCUGGCCUCUCGGAGCCAAGAUCUGAUUCCCAGGGUGUCUCUGUUCCUGUCAAAGAUGAGGACUCUGGCUCAGCGCCCAGCUGCCAGCUCCGUGCACAGUGAGGAGGACACAGAUGCUGUCCAUACCCGAGCUACUGAGUUGCUGAACCUAUUGAAGAUGCCCAGCGUGGCCCAGUUUGUUUUCACGCCAAGCAGAGAGGUGUGCAACCCCCGCUAUCACCGCGACACCAACACAGCCUUGCCCCUGGCCCUCUGUACGGUCAGCCGGCUGGUAGAGAAGGAGGCUGGCCUGCUGCCAGGGUGAAGGGUCAGGGACCAGGUGGACACCGGCUGCAGAGUGAGAGCCUGGGGCUGCCAGGCUGGUAGUAGGGCCAGGCUAUCUGCUUUAGUGAUCAGAGGGGCUCAGGGAGGAGCAGGGGGGUUGGAAGAGGAGGUCCAGGGCCCGUGGUGGGCUCAGCAAGUUCAGAUGCACCAAAGCUCAUUCUGAGCUGUCUGACCUGCUGGGGCGCUAUGUUCUAAACUCUCCUCCUGUGGCCAUGCUGAGCUAAGCUCAGAACAACUCUGCUCCAUGGCUUCAGCUCUUUCUCAGGACUGUAUGGAUGCUGCUGGCUUACCUUCUAGUCCUUGUUUCUGGACAGUUUGGGGGCAGGAUAAGAUAGAGCAAAAAUAAAUCUGUAAAGAGUAUACGUGAA
This is a messenger RNA of Tupaia belangeri chinensis (Chinese tree shrew), 2988 nucleotides long. RefSeq names its product adaptor related protein complex 5 subunit zeta 1 (gene AP5Z1). Gene Ontology annotation, cellular component: AP-5 adaptor complex. The transcript is spliced from 17 exons. NCBI's taxonomy places the organism in Eukaryota, Metazoa, Chordata, Mammalia, Scandentia, Tupaiidae. The record is from RefSeq and is a predicted model, not a curated record. The coding region runs from base 198 to 2600 and encodes 800 amino acids.